AUGGAGGAAGAACAGGGAAGAGGUAAAGAAUGGAAUGUGCAGAGUUGUUCUACAGAGCUAACGCUAAUAGGAAAGAAGAGAAAGUAUCUAUUGUUUAUUCAUUUGCCAAAAGAUAUCCAGUUACAGAAGGUUUCUUCUAUUUAUACAUCCGUCACUCCUUUACACGUCGUCAUCCAACUAGCUCGGGUUGUUACACUCUGUCUCUCCAAUUAUGAGGCCAACAUCCUCCUCCGUCACUCCAAUUGGGACGCCUACAAGCUUCAGUACUCAUGGUUCACCAACGAACCCGAGCUCCGCCACAGAGAUGGCCUCUCCGCCCCUGGUAACCCUACCACCACCGUCGCCGCCGAUCAAUCAUUUUCGUCUUAA
Linum trigynum is the source of this 369-nucleotide messenger RNA. The record is from the annotation of a GenBank genome assembly. NCBI's taxonomy places the organism in Eukaryota, Viridiplantae, Streptophyta, Magnoliopsida, Malpighiales, Linaceae.